AUGGGCUCCCUACUACCCACGACGAUUCGCAUCGAUGCUUCGUUGUUGAAUUGGCAUCAUCUGUCUUCAACAGCAAGCUUUUUGCUACUCUCAUCGCUGCUUUUGGGGAUACUGUCACAAGUCCUGAGCCGGAGACUGAAAGUGCCUACGCCGCUUUCGGAAGAGGUGUCCGAUAUCCUCAACAGAAAACGGUCAUACGGGGCAAACGCCAGGAAACUACUCGACAAGUACUAUGAGCGGUUCAAAAGCAAGCCUUUUGGAAUCGACACCAUGGAUGGUGUCAAAGUCGUCUUGCCCCUUGCAAGUGUCGAUGAGCUGAAGAGUCACCCGGCAUUGAGCUUCAAAGCCUCGAUCGACAAUGAUGCCUUGGUCAACUACACAGGUAUUGGAGGUGUCGACGCUUGGGGGGUACAUCAGAUUCUAGCAAAGAUGAACCCCAGCUUGGGUGCUUACGUUCCUGUCUUCCAUGGAAUGAUCCAAGAACACCUUCCGAAAUUUCUUGGAUCUCCGACAGAUUGGACACCAGUAAAACCCUAUCAGCACUUCUUCGAGCUUGUGGCGAUCCUGUCUGCGAGAAUAAUGCAUAGCGAUGAAGCGGCCCGAAAUCCCGCAUGGACUAAUCUCUCUAUGUCAUUCGUACACACCGCAAUCGAAUACGGCUCGGCUCUCAAGCAGUGGCCUCCUUUCCUGCGUCCGUUCGUCGCCUACUUCCUCCCCGAACGCCUAGAGAAGGAGAAACAAUGGGCCAAAGGGCGCGAAAUUGUCGCAAAGUCCAUUGCCAGGAAAAGUGCCUUGGAUGGUGCACCUCUGGAGAACCCUCCCACCAUGCUCGACCACCUGUCUAGCGGGGAACACGCAGAUAAGGCCGGGGACCUGGACCUACAACUCUUGCUGCAGAUGACUCUCGCCGUGGCGAGUAUCCACACAACCUCGUCUUCCAUGGUCCAAGUUUUAUACGAUCUUGCCGCAUGCCCUGAGUACACUGAAGAGCUUCGUCAGGAGGUUGUGGAGGUUUUGGAGAGUUCUGGUGGCAUCUUUACCAAGCAGUCACUUGCUGAGAUGAAGAAACUUGACAGCUGGAUGAAGGAGAGUUUGAGAAUGAAUGCACCUGAUCUGAGUAAGUCGGCGUCUUCCCACCAGAGUUCGGUUUCUUACAAGUUCGAAGCUACCUUCCAGCGCAUGGCCACGAAGCCUGUGACCAUAAAAGACGGAACUUACAUCCCUGCCGGUACGAAGAUGGAACUACCAACCAGCGCUAUCAACUUUGACGCUUCCAUCUACCCCGAUCCGCACAAGUUUGAUGGCAUGCGGUCGUACCGUCAACGCCAGCAAGAUGGGAUGGCACACAAGCACUCAUUUGUCAGCGUCACUCGUACGGAACUUGGUUGGGGUUUCGGAAGGCAUGCGUGCCCGGGCAGAUUCCUUUCCGAUGUCGAAAUUAAGCUCAUGUUUGCGGAGUUCCUUCUAAACUAUGAGAUCAAGAACUUAGAUGGACAGCCCCGAUCCAAGAAUGUGGAAUUUGGAGUGAACGUGCUCCCAGAUCCGGAGCAUCAGGUUUUGAUUCGAGCACGGAAAGUCUGA
Molecule: messenger RNA, 1581 nt
Organism: Colletotrichum tamarilloi
Lineage: Eukaryota; Fungi; Ascomycota; Sordariomycetes; Glomerellales; Glomerellaceae
Exons: 6
Coding region: 1-1581 (526 amino acids)
Molecular function (GO): heme binding; iron ion binding; oxidoreductase activity, acting on paired donors, with incorporation or reduction of molecular oxygen
Source: RefSeq, a predicted model, not a curated record